GCCCGCGCUGAGGCGGUGCCGGUGUCUGUGGCGUCCAGGCGCGGGGCAGAUGAAGUACAUCCUGGUCACGGGCGGCGUGAUCUCCGGCAUCGGCAAGGGCAUCAUCGCCAGCAGCAUCGGCACCAUCCUCAAGUCCUGCGGGCUGCAUGUCACCUCCAUCAAGAUCGACCCUUACAUCAACAUCGACGCCGGCACCUUCUCCCCGUACGAGCACGGGGAGGUGUUUGUGCUGGAUGAUGGAGGGGAAGUGGACCUGGACCUCGGGAACUACGAGCGCUUCCUCGAUAUCCGACUCACCAAAGACAACAACCUGACCACGGGGAAGAUCUACCAGUAUGUCAUUAACAAGGAGAGGAAGGGAGAUUAUCUUGGCAAAACGGUCCAAGUUGUUCCCCACAUCACAGAUGCCAUACAGGAAUGGGUAAUGAGGCAGGCACGGAUUCCUGUGGAUGAAGAUGGCAUUGAGCCCCAAGUUUGUGUGAUUGAGCUCGGGGGCACUGUGGGUGACAUCGAGAGCAUGCCUUUCAUCGAGGCCUUCCGCCAGUUCCAGUUCAAAGCCAAAAGAGAGAAUUUCUGUAACAUUCAUGUCAGCCUGGUUCCUCAGCCAAGCUCCACGGGGGAGCAGAAGACCAAACCCACCCAGAACAGUGUUCGUGAGCUCAGGGGCCUCGGGCUCUCUCCAGAUCUGAUUGUUUGCAGGUGCUCCACUCCACUGGAUACCUCAGUAAAAGAAAAGAUUUCCAUGUUCUGUCAUGUUGAACCAGAACAGGUCAUUUGUGUUCAUGAUGUCUCCUCCAUCUACCGGGUUCCUCUGCUCUUGGAGGAGCAGGGGGUUGUGGACUACUUCAGGCACAGGCUGGACCUUCCCAUCGAGAGGCAGCCCAGGAGGAUGCUCAUGAAGUGGAAGGAGAUGGCUGACAGGUACGACCGUCUGCUUGAAACAUGUUCCAUUGCACUGGUGGGCAAAUACACCAAAUUCUCUGACUCCUAUGCAUCUGUCAUCAAAGCCCUGGAGCACUCUGCCCUGGCCAUCAACCACAAACUUGACAUUAAGUACAUUGACUCUGCUGACUUGGAGCCAGACACUCUGCAGGAGGAGCCUGUCAGGUACCACGAGGCGUGGCAGAAGCUCUGUGGUGCUGAUGGAGUUCUGGUUCCUGGUGGAUUUGGUGUUCGAGGGACAGAAGGCAAAAUUCAAGCUAUUUCCUGGGCAAGAAAACAGAAAAAACCCUUUUUAGGAGUCUGUCUGGGAAUGCAGCUGGCAGUGGUGGAGUUUGCUCGCAGUGUCCUUGGUUGGCAAGAUGCGAACUCAACAGAGUUUGACCCCAAGACUUCUCAUCCAGUGGUCAUAGACAUGCCAGAACAUAAUCCUGGGCAAAUGGGUGGGACAAUGAGGCUUGGCAAGAGGAGGACACUCUUCCAAACCAAGAAUUCAAUCAUGAGGAAGCUCUAUGGAGAUCAUGAUUUCUUGGAAGAGAGACACAGACACAGAUUUGAGGUCAAUCCAGAACUGAAGAAGUGUUUUGAAGAGCAAGGUCUGAAGUUUGUGGGGCAGGAUGAGGAGGGAGAGCGGAUGGAAGUGGUUGAGCUGGAAGACCAUCCUUUCUUCGUUGGUGUUCAGUAUCACCCCGAGUUCCUCUCCAGGCCCAUCAAGCCAUCACCUCCAUACUUUGGGCUCCUCCUGGCAUCUGCAGGGAGACUCACCCACUACCUGCAGAAGGGCUGCAGGCUCUCCCCCAGGGACACCUACAGCGACCGGAGUGGCAGCAGCUCUCCUGACCUAGAGAUAACAGAGCUGAAGUUCCCUUCAGCAAACCACGACUGAUGCCUGGUGUGUCCUUGCUGCAGAGAGGAGUCUCCAUUAGGUUUUCCAGGUGUUCUUACAGCAGUAGCUUCAACACCCUCAGCUUUGGGCUUUCCUAAUUUAUGGGUUUAUAAUUUUUAUUCUGAGAUCCUGUCCCUUAUUUCCUCAGCUCUUCUGUCCUUCCUUUAUUUUCUCUAUAGAUCUUGGUUAUUUGUGGAGGAGAGUUCACAGGCCCCUCCAGACUCCUUUCAGUUCCUUCAGGUGCACCAGCCUGGAGGUCAGAGCAAGCUGGGGUUGGGAUUUGCUGUGUUGAGGGGAACCCCAUGGCACACAUCCUUCCCAGUGCAGGCAGUGCUUGGCAUCAGGGUGCCUUGGACACUGACACUGCAGUUGCUUUCUCCAGGCUUUUGCUCCCUCCUCAGUCUUUACUUACUGGUGAAAUUAUGGAUGGCACAAGAUUUUGGGGGCUGGCUUAGUGUCUGAGCUGCAGAGAGGGCUUUGGGCAGCUUCAUGCAGUCUUUUUUUUUUUUUUUUUUUUUUCUCCAGGGAAAGGGGAGAGGGGAUGAUUUUUGGUCUUUUUUUUCAGUAGCAUUUGCAAACCUUUGCCACUGGUGCUCUUGGUGCAUUCAUUCAUUGUCACUAUGAAUUUGUAACCAGGAAGAUCUUCCUGGAACAGUGUUACUCUGGAACAUGCUCAGCUCUGGCUGACAUGUCACUGCAGGGAUGUGAUUAACUGGGAUCAGGCUGGGGGCAGGAGAACAAAGCUGCCAGGGAAGCCCUGACCCAGGGGUCCCUGUGAGCCCUCCCUGUGCUCCUGGGGCUGGGAAACUCCGACCCCUUGCAUCAAGGGGGAGGUGAGAACAGAGUGAACCACUGAACCACUUCCACUGCUGCCUUGAACUGUGUCCCUGCCUGGGACACAGCAGCUCCUGGUGCUUUUUAUGGAUUUGAAGCAGAGCCUUUUGUUGCCUUUUUGUCACAUUGGAGUCGUGUCCUGGGCUCUGCAAUGGGAGCCCUUCCUCCUCCAGGGCUGUUCCUGAGGGAGGAGCUCACCUGCCCUCGGGGUUACCUGCUGGGGCUGGUGCUGUUGCUGUCCAGCUCUGUGGUGCUGUGGGGCUGAACUGCCUCGGUUCCCUGCCCUGGGUGGCCCUUGAUUGAGGGGAGAGGAAGGAAGGAAAGUGUCUCCCUUGUCUGAUGUUGCACACUCAGCCUUCAGCAGCCCGGUGGAGUUUGGGAGGGCUGCAUGGUCAGACCUGGCUGAGCCACGAAACCAAGCCCUGUCCCUCCCCAGCCCCCUUGCUUUAGUCCUCAGUUGUUUGAAAUAUUCCCUGUAAAGCUGCUGUGAGCCUGGAGAGCUUCGAGCAUUCCUCGUGUGCCAGCUCCAGCUGUUGUGCAGGAAUUCUCUGGUUGCAGUGCUCUGCUGCUGCCCAGCCUGCCCUGGCCUGGCUGUCCUGAGGCAGGGUGAGAUCCUCCCUCAGCUGCAGCACAACUGUGGAUUUUUCCCCUGAAAUGUUUGUUUUAGCCAAAACCAUGCAACUGACUCGGUCAUUAAAUGCUCAUUUGUAACAAACUGAGUAAGGAGCCCUGAGCCUGCUCUGUUCCUGCCUGCUCGGGGGGAGGGAGGGAAGGAAAGGAUUGAAGCACAAAACUGCCCAAUCUUGAAUGAAUCCCCUCUAAGCAAACACUUGUGAGCUGUAUUCAAACUGGAGUUAGAUGUGGAGCUCCAAAGUCUGAAGUUACUGAGCUUCCUUCCAGCCCUGGAGGAACCUGGGCAGCCUGGGCUGAGCCUGCAGGCUUUGCAGGGCAGAAAAAGCUUUCCAGUGGCUUUGAGCUGCCCCAGGAGGGUUUGUCCCCCCCUCCUCCACAGCUGGGAGUGUUUCUUGCCCAGUGCAGGACAGAGCUGUGUCCCUGGGCCACGGGGUGACGUGGGGCUGUCACUGCUGCCACUCUGCUGUCCCCAGAGCAGCCUCAGCCCUGCCUCUGGGUUCAGGAGCAGCUCUGCUGGGACAAGUCCUGGGGGCACCCUGUGUUUCCUGGGGGUGCCUCAAGGGCUGGUGGGCUCAGGGAGGACACCAUGUGCUUUGCUGGCCUCACAAAUCAACCCCCAGCCCCACCCUGGCCCUGCUGUCCCUCCCUGCCCGGGGCUCAGUCCUGGGGCUCAGCCCAGUGCUGCCAUCGGUGCACAAACCGCGGGGAGGAACUUGGUAUCCUUUUAUUUAUAAACAAAUCAAGUAAAAUAAGUGCAGAGGAAAGCACGGCUGACCCCGCCGGGGCCGGGUCACACCGAGGGCCCCGUGAGCAGCCAGAGCCCCAGCCCCGCUGCAGGACAAAAAGCCAUUUUGCCUUUUUAUUACUUUAGGGUUUGGGGUAUUUUUUCUUUUUUUUUUUUUUGCAACUUUGCCCCUUAGGGGUAAACCUGACUCAGUGCAAGAGCCUGGAGGGUUGGUCACCACAGGGGCCUGUCCUGCUGCUGGCCAGGCCCUCGAGGCUGCAGGGAGGGUGAGCUGUGGACAGGAGAAGGAAGUGCUUGGAGUGGAGAUUCCGUCCCAGCCCUUUGGUCACUGCAGGGAAGCUGCUGAGGUGUGUGUGUGAGUGGCACACACUGGGGACAGCCCGUGCUGGCCCCAUCAGCCCUGUCCUGCCAGCCCUGUCCCAGACCAGGCCAGGCUGGUGCCAGUGAUGCUCUGGGGUCCGGGCAGCCCUGAGCUGCUGUCCAGGGGACACUGCACUGGCACAGCUGCUGGCUCCACUCUGACACUCCUCGUGCAGCUGCAGAAACAUGUCUGGGACCACGGGAAGCACUCAAGUGCCAUCAAAAAUAAAUACAUUAAACUGCCUGAGACCAACAGGUGCCUUGGGGAGGGCAAAGCCCCAGAGGAGGGGCGAUGCCGGGACAGGCCCCCACCCUGGGAUGCCCUGGCCAGACCCAAAACCCUCACACACGCUGAGCUGGGACAUACCAAAACUCUAGAGGAGCAGGAGUGCCCCUGGGAAGACAAACCUUAGCAGCUCUGGCUAAAAACCACCAAGAGCUGCGAGUUCAACACAGGUAGAAAAAUCAUCUCAUCGUUUGAAACAGACAAUUCCUUGGUUAAAAAAAAAAAAAAAA
Molecule: messenger RNA, 4913 nt
Organism: Passer montanus (Eurasian tree sparrow)
Lineage: Eukaryota; Metazoa; Chordata; Aves; Passeriformes; Passeridae
Gene: CTPS1
Product: CTP synthase 1
Exons: 18
Coding region: 50-1825 (591 amino acids)
Biological process (GO): CTP biosynthetic process; pyrimidine nucleobase biosynthetic process
Cellular component (GO): cytoplasm; cytoophidium
Molecular function (GO): CTP synthase activity; identical protein binding
Source: RefSeq, a predicted model, not a curated record